Ornithorhynchus anatinus (platypus) is the source of this 1913-nucleotide messenger RNA. RefSeq names its product SWI/SNF related, matrix associated, actin dependent regulator of chromatin, subfamily d, member 2 (gene SMARCD2). Gene Ontology annotation, cellular component: SWI/SNF complex; nucleus. Lineage: Eukaryota; Metazoa; Chordata; Mammalia; Monotremata; Ornithorhynchidae. The coding region runs from base 212 to 1843 and encodes 543 amino acids. Gene Ontology annotation, biological process: regulation of transcription by RNA polymerase II. The record is from RefSeq and is a predicted model, not a curated record. The transcript is spliced from 13 exons.
GAAGGUCCGGAGCGGAUCGGAUCGGGAAGGUCCGGAGCCCGGAGCCCGGAGCCCGGAGCGGAUCGGAAGCGGAUCGGGAAGGGCCGGAGCGCGGAGCUCGGGUCGCAGAGCCCGGAUCCCGGAUCGGAUCGAGCGGGCGCGGCAUCCCGGAGCGCGGCUGGCGGAUCGGGGGUCUCGGAGGCCGGCGCCCGGUUUGGUCCGUCCGGGGCGGAUGUCGGGGCGCGGCGCCGGCGGGUUCCCGCUGAGCCCCGGGGGCGGGGCGGUGGCCGCGGCGCUGGGGGCGCCCCCUCCCCCCGCGGGGCCCGGGAUGCUGCCCGGCCCGCCCAUGCGGGGCCCGGGGCCGGGGCCGGGGCCGGGGCCCGCCGGGCCCGCCGGGGGACCCAACGCCGCCGCUGCCGCCGCCGCCGCCGCCGCCGCCUUCCGCCCCAUGGGGCCCACCGGGCCCACUGCUCCCUACCAGCGGCCGGGCAUGUCGCCCGGGAGCCGCAUGCCCAUGGGGGGUCUGCAGGUGGGGCCCCCCGCCGGGCCGCCGUUCGGGACGGCCUCCCCGCUGCGCCCCGGGAUGCCGCCGGCCAUGAUGGACCCGUUUCGCAAGCGCCUGCUGGUGCCCCAGGCCCAGCCCCCGCUGCCUCCCCAGCGCCGAGGCCUGAAGAGAAGAAAGAUGGCGGACAAAGUUCUACCUCAGCGGAUCCGGGAGCUGGUCCCGGAGUCUCAGGCCUACAUGGACCUGCUGGCUUUUGAGCGGAAACUGGACCAAACCAUCGCCCGGAAGCGCAUGGAGAUCCAGGAGGCCAUCAAGAAACCCCUCACGCAAAAGCGGAAGCUGCGCAUCUACAUCUCCAACACCUUCAGCCCCAGCAAGGCGGAGGGCGAGGGGGCCGCGGGCACGGCCGGGGCGGCCCCGGGCGCGGCCCCGGGGGACAAGGUGGCCUCCUGGGAGCUGCGCGUGGAGGGGAAGCUGCUGGAUGACCCCAGCAAGCAGAAGAGGAAGUUCUCUUCCUUCUUCAAGAGUCUGGUCAUCGAGCUGGACAAGGAGCUGUACGGGCCCGACAACCACCUGGUGGAGUGGCACCGGAUGCCGACGACCCAGGAGACCGACGGCUUCCAGGUGAAGCGGCCGGGGGAUCUGAACGUCAAGUGCACCCUGCUGCUCAUGCUGGACCACCAGCCCCCCCAGUACAAGCUGGACCCGCGGCUGGCCCGGCUGCUGGGCGUGCACACCCAGACCCGGGCGGCCAUCAUGCAGGCGCUGUGGCUCUACAUCAAACACAACCAGCUGCAGGACGGCCACGAGCGAGAGUACAUCAACUGUAACCGCUACUUCCGCCAGAUCUUCAGCUGCGGCCGCCUGCGUUUCUCGGAGAUCCCCAUGAAGCUGGCGGGGCUGCUGCAGCACCCGGAUCCCAUCGUCAUCAACCACAUCAUCAGCGUGGACCCCAGCGACCAGAAGAAGACGGCCUGCUACGACAUCGACGUGGAGGUGGACGACCCCCUCAAGGCCCAGAUGAGCAACUUCCUGGCCUCCACCACCAACCAGCAGGAGAUCGCCUCGCUGGACGGCAAGAUCCACGAGACCAUCGAGUCCAUCAACCAGCUGAAGACCCAGCGGGACUUCAUGCUGAGUUUCAGCACGGACCCCCAGGACUUCAUCCAGGAAUGGCUGCGCUCCCAGCGCCGCGACCUCAAGAUCAUCACGGACGUCAUCGGGAACCCGGAGGAGGAACGCCGCUCUGCCUUCUACCACCAGCCCUGGGCCCAGGAGGCCGUGGGCCGCCAUAUCUUCGCCAAGGUACAGCAGCGCCGGCAGGAACUGGAACAGGUGCUGGGCCUCCGCCUGACCUAACGCCCGCGGGGACCCCACGCCUCCCCCUCGCGUCCGGCCCCGCCGACCCCCCCCAACCCCCAACGCCCCC